This is a messenger RNA of Alternaria postmessia, 1704 nucleotides long. RefSeq lists its product as uncharacterized. NCBI's taxonomy places the organism in Eukaryota, Fungi, Ascomycota, Dothideomycetes, Pleosporales, Pleosporaceae. The record is from RefSeq and is a predicted model, not a curated record. The transcript has 2 exons. Bases 1 to 1704 code for a protein of 567 amino acids.
AUGCAUCACAACCACAAAGACAAAUCGCAACACUUUAUGAUGCGUUCGUUUCUGCACAAGAUGGAGACUCGCCGUCUCCACAACAGUGACAUGAAAAGGCUUGUCCGGAUCCUCAGAAAAGUGCCCGCUCCUACCGAAGAGGAUUAUGAGCGCAAGGAGGUGCUCUACCGUGAACGUACCAAGAAGGCUAUCCAACGUCUUCCCAGUCGGCUGCGCUGCUCGCGGCUCUCCUUUGGUUCUACAAGCCUGUGCUCGAUACACAAUGAUCUAAAUCAAAACCUGGUCAACGACAUAUGGAGCUGGAUACGCCACGAAUUUGACGGCGCUAUCGGAAAGUUUCUCUAUCCACUUAUCAUGUCUGACGGUGUUCUAACAGCCGACCAGAAGUAUCAAGUCCGCCAAUUGGAACCAGUGUUACAAAUGUGGCAACCCAAUUUCAGCGUCGAAGCCUCCGCUCCACCGGAUCAUGAGCCAAUCCAUUGUGGAUCCAGAUGGCACUACCAGCAAAACAAAUGCUCGGCCUGUAUAAUGGCGCGCAUCGGCUCCCACGAAAACGUCCUUUUUGCGUUGUUCGCAGGAAUGGUUGGCCGUUUCAACACCAAGGCAUUUACCACAAUGGACGCCCUCCGCAGCGUUGCUGGUUGGGAUAGUAUGAAGAGCAAACGUCUUAGAUUUGUGCGUUAUUGGGUCCGGAAAACAAUUGGAGAUACUGCAUUGCUGAGAGCGGGCGACCUAGGUCUGGAGCUUAAACGCCUUCGCGUCCAGUGGAAGCAUGAGCGAUACCAUCAGCCUCGUUUACCUUCUCGGAAAAGGAUGCAGAAGACACGCGGUCUGGCUUUAGAUCAAACCUCAAAGAUUCCGAUUGAGACUGUUCAUGUGCACCCUCCUGGUCGUUCUACAACCAGUACUGUAAGCUUGCAACAAUCCAACCAGAGAGCCACUCCGAAGCUGUUGGACCAAAAACUUGGUCCCAAUCCCCGACCUCCAGAUGCAAACAGCCUAUCGCCAUUAGAAGAUCUGGGUUUCCAGCUUGAAAUGCCCAGCAUGCGUGAGCGGACGUAUACAAUUCCUGGCGACCAGCAAGAUGUUCACCCGGCUUUGAGGGAAUGCCCUACGUCCGUAUCUGUCCACUCGCCAAUGAACGCUUCAGAACAGUUCCACGAAUCGAGAAGCCCAGAUGGCUCAUACGGCACCUUGGAGCCUGAUGACAGGAUGAGUUUCGUUGCUCCUAGGCCGGCCCUGCUUCACCCACCCCUCACACUCGAUCACUCCAUCCACAACAUUGCUCCUUCGAUGAUCUCGUGUGCCUCAACCAAACUGUACGCCCCGUCUGUUGCAACAACCCGUACAAUCGCCUCUUACAACGGUGGCCCGUCUUCUCGUGCCAACUAUGUGGAUCCCCUCGACAACCCCAUCUAUAAUUACAUCGAAACGCAAGAGGAGCGCGUAGAAAAGUAUCGCAGGCUCCUAGCCACGCGCCCUGAUUCUGACCCUUUCGCCGAGUACGAAGAUGACGCUAUGGUGCUUCCAAGACCACAGCGACAGUCCAUGUACUCUGCUUUCGGAGACAACGCGUUUGAUGACAGCCGUUUCGACAGAAUUGACGAAGAGAUCGCGGAAGAUGAAACCGAGGAUUGGGAAAAGACCGAGCCUGAUGGAGACGAUGAGCUAUUCUCAGAGGAAAGAGGCAUAGGGGUGGAAUGA